Motacilla alba alba is the source of this 6426-nucleotide messenger RNA. It is a transcript of the gene ARHGAP24, whose product is annotated as Rho GTPase activating protein 24. Lineage: Eukaryota; Metazoa; Chordata; Aves; Passeriformes; Motacillidae. The transcript has 7 exons. Gene Ontology annotation, biological process: signal transduction; negative regulation of ruffle assembly; activation of GTPase activity. Bases 3968 to 5938 code for a protein of 656 amino acids. Gene Ontology annotation, cellular component: focal adhesion. The record is from RefSeq and is a predicted model, not a curated record. Gene Ontology annotation, molecular function: GTPase activator activity.
UUAUCUCUUGAGUCGCAGCCAGAGUUUGGAAGUAAAGAGGAGAAUGGUCUAGAUCUUUCCAGAAAAGUGGAGUAAACAUGUUUCCAUGCAGAGAGCUCAAUUAAAAGACUUUGAACUGUCUGGAACCACUUCCCUUGAUGAGGAUAGCACACAGUAGUGUGAGGGGAAGUUUUAAAGAAGAUUGGUCUUGUAUGAAAUCAGCUUUCCUGCAGGGUAAUUCCUUUGGUCACCAGCUGAAAAACCAUCCAUGGUGUUUCUUAAAUGCCUGUUGGAAAAGCUGUCAGCAGUUCUCCUGCCAGUGACAGCUAAGAGCAGUAAUAGUAUUAUAUAAAGCUGUGCCUCAGAAUAUUAGCACUAACAGUGCGGGAAUUUGAUUGGCAUCUCCAAUGGUUUCAGUAAUACUAGACCAAAAUUUAUUGUUGGGAGUCUAGUUGUCUUUUUAAAAAGCUCUCUUACGUUGAAUGGGCUGCAAAUUAUUGUACUAAUUUUCAUCAUUACUAUUCUGGUGAUAGUAUCUAUAUUUUAAUACGAGUAUGAUUGAUACACUUGCACAAAAUGUCUGUAUGUUAAUCAGUCUGUUCCUUGCAGCUCUCAAAUCUCUGAGGACAGAAAUAUUUUCCUGCAGUGGAAGACCACCUGUAUUGCAGCAAAUGAUUGUUCUUGUCUGCAGGUUGCUGUAAAAAAGUCAGGAGGGCAGGAUUGUCUGUGCUGUUUCAUGAUCAAGAAGUGCAGCUAUCGCUGAAAAAUCUUAUUGCUGACUUCUUUCUCGCGACUGCCGGGUAGAACACAGGAGGGAGGAGGGAGAGAUUAAUGGAAAUGUUAAAGAAAAAUUUUCUUAUAAGUCACUCAUCUUCCUUUGUGCUUAUUCGGGUCACACAGUGUUUAGGAGAGGACUGUGGCCUCACUGGUGAGCUGCACUGAGAGACUUGGCCAGCUAGGGCCUGCCUGGCAUCUCUGAAACAUGACUGCCUUCUCCUUGGCUUCUCCUGGGAAAAUGCGCCUUGAAAAGAUGGUGCAAAGCAGUCAUGUCACUGGCAUCUGGCCCUUUAUGUUAAAUAAGAUGGCACAAUCCUGAAUCUGGGAUUGUAGGUCUUAGAAUGCUUAAAAAAAAAAAAGAAAACAACAUACCAAAAAACCCCAAAACUGACAAAGUGGAAGGUUGAUCUUAAAAGACAUGAACUGCUACAGGUAUAUGGACUUGGUUUGGGAAAGGGAAGGUAUGAGUAGAACAGUCUUCUGUAGUUAGGCUAGGUAAGAAACCAGUUUUUUUAUAUAGCACAAAGAUUACCCAUCCCCAGGUUUCUCUGCAGAAAGUAGGCCUUGUGUUGAGCUCCUCAGCAUUCUCCUACUCCAGUACAGUAGCAGCAUAAGCUGCUGUGGCAGUAAUAAAUUUGGAGGCUUAGCAGAAGUGGAUUUUUCGGAGAGUGUCUUUGUGGAUUUUUGCAUUUGGCUUCCUGCACCACAGUAUCUUUCUGUGGCAGAUAAUAGGGAAACAUAGCCUUGCUGUUCUCCUGCAAGUGGAAGUGUCUCCACAUGUCACAGGCAGGGAGCUGCGAUUAGGUGAAACUAAAUUCUAGCCCAAGUCAAUGAACAAGGCUACAAAUAGAAACCAAAUCUCUCAAGUCCUGACCCUGUGCUUUCUUCACCAGCUCCUCAUUUGCUUUUAUAGGGCAAGAGCUAUUUGUGAUUUGCAGCUGGGAAUCCUUCCAGCCACCAGGAGAAUUCUCAGGACAUCAUUAUUGUUGCAGGAAUGUUUAAUGCCAGUUACUGAGGGAAGCACCUCGCUGAGGAUUUUAUUUGCCGAUUUGCAUGAAACUAGAGGGGUGCAAUCCUUGCAUUACCUUCUUGAUUCAUUUGCAGUUAAAACACUUCCAAGUACGUUCUUAUUUUACUUUUUGGGUUUCUUGAGCAAGUAUACUGAUUCAGGGUUGUUUGUAUUGGGAAGCAAACAGUUAACUCCCUAGAAAACGCAAAAAUAGCUGGAACAUAAAUUAGGGUGUAGUGUUCAUGGAGAAGGUUUGACUGUGAUAACAAAGCAAAGGCAGUAUCCUGGGAUGUGUCACCAUUAAGAACCAAGUUUCCAACAUGUCCUCCAUUUUAUUCACUACUUGAUAGUCAGAGCUAGCUUAACAAGUAUAAAUAAGUCCUGUUAACUGUUCUGUAAUUAUGAAUGGCCAGACACACUCAUAUUUUUAUUAUCCUUGCUAUAUGGAUGUUGCCUCAGCUGCUGCAACAGUCUGACUCUUCUUAAGACAGGCACUUCUGACUUAAGAUGUCUUAAGAGCCUGCCUUUAUGAUCUGUAGCUGCUGAAGUUAAAAAUGGUUUUACAUAUUAAAAAAGAUACAGGAAAGUUGCAAUCACAUGAUGACGACUAGCCACUAACAAGUAAUUACUUGCAACACAAAAUUAUUUCAGACAGCUAAUUAAUCAAAACACUUGUUUUAUAUCAGCUUCCUGAAUUUCAGUCCUUAAUGGUAAACCACAAUAGGUUGCUGUCACACAAGUCAAGUGCCACUUUGAGUAACGUGUGAAUUUUCUGGUUUUUUUAAGCAUUGUAAGCUCUGUGUGUGUUUGUAUGUAUGUGCAGCGGAUGUGUACAAGCCUUGCUGAGCCACUAAUAUUUAAAGUUUGUCUGGCAGCAGGAGAAGACUCCUGGUACCAGAGCGAGGAGCUCUGUAAAUAAUUAACCGUACCAUUAAAUUGUUAUUUGUUAACCUGUGCUGGAAGGAGAAGGUGGGAGGGGGGCAGGUGGGAAUCUGCUAAGCUCAUCAGAAACAGGUUGUUUUUUGCACCAGAAGAAUAAGGUGAGCGUGGAAAGAAAAAUCUGAAAGGGAAAAGAAAUGUAAAUGAGGCAGGGCAUGUAAUGCCUGUUUGCACAUGAAAUUCCCUUCCUGAUUAGAUUAAAAAGGCAAUUUUUUACAGAGCCUGCAAGUAAGCGGGGAGGGAGGAGGCGAGAAGAAGGAGCAUGAGCAUUUUAGCAGGGGUAGUAGUGUAAGGUCUGGCACCUCCUGCAGGAGCCAGGCGCAGCCUGCUCGCUUUCCCAGCCGCCACACAUGACAGGCACAGCCUGAAGUCAACUCAAAGUCACCCGAGGAGGCACAAACCUGCGCUGCGGCUGCCGCGCCGCGUCCUCCCCGCACCUGCUGCACGCAGGCGGGAGCAGCGCAGCCCUGCCGCCAGCCCUGCCGCCAGAGCAUCCCCCGCUGCAGGCACGGAUUCCUCAGCAGCUGCCGGGAUCCUGCCGGCAAGGAUGCGCCGCUGCCGCAUCUGACGCGCUUCUCCCGGGAGAGCUCCUGGUAGUUAGAAGGCAAUAAAACAAGCGAGAAGCCCGUGAGAGCAUCACACGAGGAGCUGGCCGUGUAAAAGGACUUUUGAGAGGAAUCUGGUGUGGACAGAGAGCCUUUCGGGCUAAGGGACUGUUAUUUUUGCUUCUCGGUUGCGGAAAUAAAGGGUGCCAGCGAGGAGUGUUGUAUCCCGAAGGAUUCUUCCGUGGCCUUUUUGGUAUUGUUCUUCUCUUUCCCCUUGCACAUCGCACAGUGCUGAGCUUUUGCUGUGGAAUUAGAGUCUCUGCCGCUCAGCCUCCUGUUCCAGCCGGGAGGAAGAGGUCUUUCUCCCCUCCAUCUGUGCAGGCACUUCUGUUUGAAUGGAAGAUACAUCUUUUUGCUGAAACUCUUUUGUCGUGACAUUGCAUAACAGGCAGUUGUCUCACUACAGGAAAUAAAAGAAACUAAAGGAAAUAGAUGGAAGGAAAUUGUUCCCCAAAGCAAAACUGAAGCAGGGAGGAGAACAUCAAAAUCGUUUCAAGCCCUACCCAAGAUCUAGAAGACCACAAAUCUCCUAGCUCCAGAAGAAAAUACACUAUUACAAAAACUCCUCAGCAGUCAGUAACGAUGAGUAGCCGUGGUGUUUUGUCUGGAUGCUGCUGGUAAAGGAGAGCUUUGGAGGGACGUGUGGGCUCUGGCCUGUAUGAUGCCUGAAGACAGGAAUGCUGGAGUCCGCAGCCCAGGUGCCUUAGCAGCAGCUCCCUUCAUUCCCAAAACUACUUACAGGAGAAUUAAGCGGUGCUUUAGUUUCCGCAAAGGUAUUUUUGGGCAGAAGCUGGAAGACACUGUCCGGUACGAGAAGCGCUAUGGGAACCGCCUGGCUCCCAUGCUGGUGGAGCAGUGUGUGGACUUCAUCCGACAGCGGGGGCUGAAAGAGGAAGGCCUUUUCCGACUGCCUGGGCAGGCUAAUCUCGUCAAGGAGCUACAGGAUGCCUUUGACUGUGGAGAAAAGCCUUCUUUUGACAGCAACACAGAUGUGCACACCGUGGCUUCACUGCUCAAGCUGUACCUAAGGGAGCUCCCAGAACCAGUUGUACCAUAUGCAAAAUACGAAGAUUUUCUUUCCUGUGCCAAAAUGCUCAGCAAGGAGGAAGAAACGGGCCUGAAGGAACUGGUGAAGCAAGUGAAGAGCCUGCCAGCUGUCAAUUACAAUCUGCUGAAAUACAUCUGUAGAUUCCUUGAUGAAGUCCAGUCAUAUUCAGGGGUAAACAAAAUGAGUGUGCAAAACCUGGCUACAGUUUUUGGCCCCAACAUCCUGCGCCCCAAAGUGGAAGAUCCUCUGACUAUCAUGGAGGGUACAGUAGUAGUCCAGCAGCUCAUGUCAGUGAUGAUUAGCAAACACGAAGAGCUGUUUCCCAAGGAUGUAGACCCUCAGAUGGGACCUGAGGUGUGCAACAACAACAACAAUGAAAUUCCAAAGAAAACCACUGCAGGGCAGCUACAGAACAAAGAGAACAACAAUACCAAGGAGACGGCAGUGAGGCGCUGCUCUUGGGACACACCCGAAUCUCCCCAAAGGGGAAGCAUGGACUGUGAGUCCCCAACUGCUCUGCCAGGCAGCAAGACAAACAGCCCCAGGAACAGCAUCCAGAAACCAGAUGUCACCAGGAGCCCGCCACUCAUGGUGAAAAAAAAUCCUGCUUUUAAUAAAGGUAGCGGCAUAGUCACCAACGGGUCCUUCAGCAGCUCUGUGGAGGGCCCGGAGAAGAGCCAGGCUGUACCAAACUGCUCGCUGCAAACCAGGAGAACGUCGUCCCUGAAGGGGCCGGUGACCAAGAUGGGGACACACAGCGUGCAGAACGGAGGGGUGCGCAUGGGCGUGUCCAGCACAGACGGGCACAGCAACAGCCUCGGCAGCCGGAGCCCGGGCUGGGCGCCCAAUGGCUACGUCACUCUGAGGGACAACAAGCAGAGGGAGCCAUCGGUGGGUGAGUCAGGCCAGCACAACAGGCUUUCCACGUACGACAAUGUCCACCAGCAGUUCUCAAUGGUGAACUCUGAUGACAAACAGAGUGUGGACAGUGCCACCUGGUCCACGUCCUCGUGUGAAAUAUCCCUCCCAGAGCACUCCAACUCCUGUCGCUCAUCCACCACCACCUGCCCCGAGCAGGACUUUUAUGCGGGUAACUUCGAAGACUCUGUGCUGGAUGGGCCACCCCACGAAGAGCUCUCUAACCCGGGUGACUAUGAGAACAAAAGUGACAGGAGGAGUGUGGGGGGCCACAGCAGCCGAGCCACCAGCAGCAGCGAUAACAGUGAAACGUUUGUGCCCAACAGUACCAACAACCACAGUGCUUUGCACAGCCUGGUGUCCAGCUUGAAGCAAGAAAUGGCCAAGCAAAAACUUGAAUAUGAGACAAGGAUAAAAAGCUUGGAGCAGAGAAAUCUCACCCUGGAGACUGAAAUGAUGGCCCUGCAUGAAGAGCUGGAUCAAGAGCGGAAGAAGUUCACGAUGGUAGAAAUCAAAAUGCGUAACGCAGAGCGGGCGAAGGAGGAUGCAGAGAAGAGGAAUGAUAUGCUGCAGAAAGAAAUGGAGCAGUUUUUCUCUACUUUUGGAGAAUUGACAGUGGAAUCUCGCAGACCAGAAAGAGGCAACACCAUCUGGAUCCAGUGAGCUGUGGAAGCAUAGGCUGUGGGACUUGAGGAAGGGCUUGGGGGUAUUAUACUGUAUCAGGUGGCUGGUCACCUGUCUGAGGCUAGUACUCAACAAAAUGUUACAAACCCUUGAAAGAGAGAAUCAUACAUACAUUAAGCACUCAUAUCCACAGUGUGUACUUACCAAGUUAUACUCUUUGAAUGCUUCAUGAGACUACUGUCAAGUGUUACAACUGGAUAUGUGUAUAUAAAUUUAAAAACCACUUUAGAGCAAGAGAUGUAUCUGAAGAAAUAUUUUAAUGCAAGUCUUGUAUUUAAACUGGUAAAUUGAGAUGUUGUUGCAAUCAAGCUUUAUAUAAAGGCUUUUCUCCCUUGCACUUAACAUAAUAAGCUAUUUUUGGCAUUGUGUUACCAUCAGCUUAUUUUGUAUAUCAAGUGGGUUUUUUUGUUUUUGUUUUGUUACCCCUUUUGCUGGGGAGUGAAGAUAAACAGAUAUGUUAAGGUAAA